Messenger RNA from Adineta steineri, 273 nucleotides. The record is from the annotation of a GenBank genome assembly. NCBI's taxonomy places the organism in Eukaryota, Metazoa, Rotifera, Eurotatoria, Adinetida, Adinetidae.
AUGUAUAUCGAUAAAAAUCGAUUUUCAACAAUUGAUCAUACAGGUGAACGAGUUAUUGGUGUUGGCGUUGACGGACUUGCAUUGAGUGGUGGUUAUGAAUGGAAAUUAAAUCAUUAUGGUCUUGCAAUAGAUAAUAUAUACUUCAAUAUGAAGCAUACAUUACUACAAACUGAAGUUUACGAAGGUGUUCUCUAUUAUGGUCCAUCUGAAAUUGAUCAAGUAUUGGCUGCUAUUCUCAACUUUCAAAACAAUAAUACAGAUUCUAAAGCUUAA